This is a messenger RNA of Brassicogethes aeneus, 3581 nucleotides long. The record is from the annotation of a GenBank genome assembly. Lineage: Eukaryota; Metazoa; Arthropoda; Insecta; Coleoptera; Nitidulidae.
AAAAAUGUCAAAUAAGUGUUUAUUGUGAAAAAAUAAUAGUUAUGUCGGAAUAUUCUUGCCCGUUAUUAAUAAAUCAACUAGGCGACUAAUUUGGUGGUAAUAAUGAAGGAAGUCACCACACGCAUUUAUUUACUUAAGUAGCAAAAUCACGCUGAAUGGCAAGUAAAUAUAAACAUUGAGUCAAGCUGAAAAAACAGGAUAUUUGUAUAUAGGAUUAAGAAAAAUUCGUUUUAGUUGCAUAAGUUUUAAUAAAGUUAAGCGAAAAUGGAUAAUUUAAAUAAAAUAAACCCGAUCAAAAAAGAGCGAAUCCUCCCGACGUGUUUGAACCUCGCUGACCAAAGCACGCUGAACACCACAAAUCCCGUAUUAGUGAUAAACUCGCCCAAAACCCCCACGUUGUCGCGCAAACUAAAGGCGGUGAGUCUCGACUCCGACCCACCCGUAAAAGAAACGGCGAGUCUGGAAUUAUCGAGAGACGUAUUCUCGAUGCCCAACACGCCCAAGAAGCAGAUCAAGCACAAACUCUCGGCCGACUUCGACGACGGAACGCACAGAAUCACUUUAGCGCCGGUGAAUUCCAACUUGAAAAAGUUCGCGUCUAACAGCAGUAUAUCCGGGUCGCAGACGUUGAAAACGCUGCCCGAGAUCAUGACGUUGCAUGAUUUCGGGGAAAACCCCGCCGCUCAACCGGUGAGGAUCAAAAGCAAGGGGUUGCUGGAGCGGCGAGGUUCGAAUGCCAGCCUCACCAUAGACCUGGGGUCGAACUCCAGCAUCGCCGAGGCGAAACCCGCUCCGCUGUCGCGAUUGAACACCGCGAAGAGCGUUUCUAACCUCAACUUGACGGCGUUCGGCUCGCAGAACAACUGCAACUGCGUUAAGAAGAGCGACUUUCAGCCUAAGUGCAUCGAACGCAGGAAAUCACAGGAAACCUGCGGAAACUGCAUCAUCUACGAGUCGGUGCCCAGCAAGGGGUACGUAUGCGCCGUGAAGUGCCACAACCAGAAGAAGUGCAGCUGCUCAAAAAGCAGACGCAAAUCUCUAUCUAACGAAAACCUCUACGUUCCACCUUGCGGGUUCUGUCAGAGCGGUUCCUUCAAGGAUUGUUCCGGUGGUGGAAAACAUUGCAAGGGGUACAGAAAGGCUUACUACCCGAGGCAACCCGAUCUGGAGUCGUCGCAGCUUUUAUCCGAGGAUUUCAAGUUGCACCUGCAGAACAUUCAAUACCUUCAGACGGCCGGGAACACUUUGUCCGUGGCGGAUUUAAAGCAAACCUGUGAGAUGACCAGAGUUCCAAAACUGCACCAAGAAUUUUGGGAAGUCCCUUUGAAUCUGCAAGAGAAAUGCUACGUUUCAGGGUCUCAAAGUAGAAACCGAUACAGAGGGUUUUUGCCCAAUGAACACAGUCGAGUUCAUUUGCCGGGCCCUCAGAGUUACAUUCACGCAAACUACAUUAAGGGCCCUGAUUAUACAGAAACUACUUAUAUAGCUACACAGGGUCCAAUGGCUCACACCUGUCAGGAUUUUUGGGAGAUGGUUUGGUUCACUAAUUGUAAGUGUAUCGUGAUGUUGACCAAUCUGAUAGAAAAAGGUCGCAACAAGUGCGAGUUGUACUUUCCCUUGGGCAAAAGCACCAGGGCCGUGGGAAAGUCGUACUACACCGUGAGAUCGGUGCGCGCGCAAGACAAAUUCACGUUCGAAAGUAAAAACGUUCAGGCUUUCGAAGAGGACGUCGUAGAUUUCGAGGAAAUAAACGAAGUCACCUUCGGCAGCUACAGAAUAAGGUACUUGAAAAGAGAGCACUUAGGAGACUGCGUGAUCCGGCACCUGGAAGUGUCUCGCAAGGAAAGACCUGAAGAGGUGCGCGUGCUGCACCACUAUUGGCUGGCCAGCUGGCCGGAUCACAAGAUGGCCAAUCCCGAUCAAGUGCUGAAGAUGGCGAUGCAGGUCGCCAGUCUCGCCGAGAAGUUGCGCGAUCUUCAGCAGGAUCCGAGUCUGGAGGGCGCGGCGGCCGGCAAGAAGAAAGCGAACUUCGCGGAAUGCAGGUUGCCUGCGCAAAAGCCGUCGGAGCGCAAAAAAUCGGUGGACAACUCGCGUAGUCCACUCGUUGUCCACUGCAGCGCAGGCAUCGGACGCACCGGAUGCUUCCUGGCCAUCCUCAACGGCAUCCAGCAGCUGAAGCGCAGCUUCAACGUCGACGUGCUCGCGAUUUUGUGCUCGUUGCGCCUCAAUCGCGGCGGCAUGGUGCAAACGGCCGAGCAGUACGAGUUAAUACACCGAGUGCUCAACCUCUACGCGGAAAAAAUGUAAGAUGUUAUCCUUUCGGUUAUUGUGGUUGUUGUUUAAUAUUUUUCGAAUGUUUAUUCCAAAAGUUAAUUACGAUUAAAAAACAUAAUAUAAUUUCCCACUUUCAUUUGAUACCCAUGUCAAGUAGGUUGUGAAGAAAUAGUAACUAAGUACAUUGUGUUAUGUAAUUAAUUUAAUAUAUUAAAAUUUUCCAGAUUUUUUCAAAAAAAGUUGUUUAAAUUUGGCUUAAAUACAAAAAUGACAAAAUCUACAAUGCUAAUUGUGAAUUUGGCGUUUUUAUUAAUUGUUUAUUAUGUCAUUUUUGUAAUGAAGGUAAAUACAAACAAAAUCUGGCAACUUAUGACAGAAUCCAGUGCAUUUAUUUCAAAUUUUAGGUUAUGGGCCCAAAUUUUAAAUAUCUGAACUAAGUGCUUUUGAAUUUAUUUACACAAAUUGAAUGUUUAAAGUUAACCUGUAAUUUCAUCUGAGUAAACAGAAAUAAAAAAAUGAAUUUUAAGAUUAUGGAGUUUUUAAAAUGGGUACUAAAUUUUCUAAUCAUUGCUUAAGCUAAUAGCUGGAUGAGUAAAUAAAUGCAGAAGGCUAUUAGAGCUUUAAGGGCAUACAACUUUUGUAUUUGUUGAGGUUUUAUUUAUUUUUUGCAAGACAAAUUUUUAGUAACAAUUUUUUACGACUGGCAACGCGCAGCUACUUUGUUGGUUGGUAUCUAUGCACUCACAGAACACAAGUGUGUAACCAUUGGUGUUACAAAAAAUAUAAAAAACUUCUAAUGCAUAUUUUUUCUUCAUCUUUGGAAAAAUAUUCUUUUAAAUAUUUUUCCGUUACACCUUAUGUCAAAAGGUAUGCAGUAUUUUAAUAUAUUACAUUAAUUACAUAUUUUUUAACAAGAAUCUUUAUUGUAAAACUUGUUUAACUGAUAAAAAAUAUAUCCAUAAAAUAUUUGUACAGAACACUCUGUAUAAUUUUAGAAUGGGUGUAUUUUAGUUUCAAAAUUAAAUCACGGGUAAAAUUGUAUAAAAGAAUUAUAAUUUAACAUUUAAAUUACUUUUGUAAUACAUAAUAUGUAUGUCAACUCGCACAUGCUGUCCCAAAAAGUCAAAUAUACAGCGUGACCCAUUUGUUUGUGAGCGAUUUUAACCGGAUUUGUUUUAAAGUGUAGAUCUUGAUAAACUGUAUUUUUGUAGCAAAAGAUGCCAUAUUAGUACAAAAUACAAGGUCAGUUUUUAAGAAUUUAUAUUAGCGAUUUUUUUAAACAAAAUCUAAGCACGGCACUGGAUUCA